This is a messenger RNA of Trypanosoma grayi, 329 nucleotides long. Its product is annotated as receptor-type adenylate cyclase. The record is from RefSeq and is a predicted model, not a curated record. The transcript has a single exon. NCBI's taxonomy places the organism in Eukaryota, Euglenozoa, Kinetoplastea, Trypanosomatida, Trypanosomatidae. The annotation marks the transcript as partial.
UGAGUUUGUUGCUGCGUUCAAUGGGAGUGCGGCUGCACAACGCCUCGUGUUCGCGACGAGCCUGCCGCACUGGGCAGACGAGAGCACGACGUCUGCGACGGUGCAGAAGUUCCAUGCUGCUGUGGAGGACAUGAUGAAGAGGACCCCAAUAGCGCUGAGGAGCUUUGCCAACACACUGCUGUUGAAAACUGUUCUCUCGCGUAUGGACAAAGUAAGCGGGGAGUUGGUUAUUGACUUCUUCUACAAGAACGUUGCCAUCAGUGUGGAUGACAUGCUGUAUGGCCCAUUCAAAGACGGUGCUGGAUGCGCUUCGCAGGCCGCCCCAGACG